GAAUAGUACCAGAUUGAACAAAUCUUACCAUCCCUUUUGAUUCUCUACAUCUUUGACAAAUCGUUUUCCACAUUAAACCCCAUCCAUCUCCCACCCUCUCCUUAAUCUACUCUGGAUCAUGGACAAGGAGCACAACCAAUCGAAUAGUACAAACACGAAUGAUAAUCCUCCAACUUUAGAUGAUAGCGGAGAUAUUGAACCGGCUGAGCUCGUUCUCUUUCAAGUAUCUGAAUGCUACGUUUAUUUGAUACCUCCGAGGAAGACUGCAGCUUCCUACAGGGCGGAUGAAUGGGAUAUAAACAAAUGGGCUUGGGAGGGAACAAUGAAAGUAGUAAGCAAGGGAGAGGAGUGUAUUAUCAGACUUGAAGACAAGACAUCAGGUGAACUCUAUGCUCGGGCUUUUCUAAGAGAUGGAGAACCUCAUCCUGUGGAGCCUGUUAUUGAUAGCAGCCGAUAUUUUGUUCUACGUGUGGAAGAGAACAUUGGUGGCCGCCUUCGACAUGCCUUUAUUGGCAUAGGAUUUCGAGAAAGACCUCAAGCUUAUGAUUUCCAAGCUGCUCUGCAUGAUCAUAUGAAGUAUCUUAAUAAGAAGAAAACUGCUGAAGAGAUGGAACAACAGUUCCAGCAUACUUCUUCAGUUGAUUACAGUUUAAAAGAUGGUGAAACUCUAGUGCUUCAACUUAAGAACAAAGGUGGUCGAAGCGUGAGGUCCAAGUUCUUCGAGCAGGGACUAAAUAAUCUCCCAGAUCAAAAAGAAAAGGGUAAGAAGGAAGUUGCAAUAUCUAUCAAACCCCCACCACCACCUCCAUCCCCACUUUCACCGCCUAUUGGCUCCAUGGGUACUCCUCCAGGUUCGCCCUCAAACUUCAAUCUUGACCAUUCGUUGAGCCCCCAAUCAAACGAACCCCAUUCUGUUGAAAAACAGACUGCUCAAGACUUGCCAGAUGAUGAUUUUGGGGAUUUUCAAGCAGCAUAGUGUGUUAUGAAUGUUUUGCUUAAAACUCAAAACAGGUUCUCACUGAUCUCAUGUUUCUUAUGGGUUGGUAAAUAUGACAUUUCCUUUUUCUAUAUAUCAAUUAUUUUUUAAUCUUCUAUUUCUGUUUACCUAUGAAACACCCAUCACCUAAUUGUUUUGUUUGUUCCCUUGUAUGUUAUGCAGUGUGUUUGGCUUUGCUGUUGAGUUGAAUCAUUUGUUUCUGA
Messenger RNA from Cynara cardunculus var. scolymus (artichoke), 1200 nucleotides. RefSeq lists its product as uncharacterized. Gene Ontology annotation, biological process: endocytosis. NCBI's taxonomy places the organism in Eukaryota, Viridiplantae, Streptophyta, Magnoliopsida, Asterales, Asteraceae. Gene Ontology annotation, cellular component: membrane; clathrin vesicle coat. The record is from RefSeq and is a predicted model, not a curated record. Bases 119 to 976 code for a protein of 285 amino acids. The transcript is spliced from 8 exons.